This is a messenger RNA of Porites evermanni, 435 nucleotides long. Lineage: Eukaryota; Metazoa; Cnidaria; Anthozoa; Scleractinia; Poritidae. The record is from the annotation of a GenBank genome assembly.
GAAGUUGUCGCUCUUAAGCAUAACUACAGGACGUAUCUGGAGCCUUUUUUUCUAGCAAUUCUCUGUGAAGAUCUUCACAGCAGGAAUGAUUGUUUCUGGGAGGAAAAACUCAAAAUAAAUUGGCUUGAGCAAUCAGAGGAAGAUCCUUUAGUCUACAAUGAAGGAAACUUUGACGAUCAAAAUUCACCAAAAUGCAUCAUGGACCGAGUCUCUGUUGAUCGGGGAGCUGAACAAUUUAUUUUAAGAAGGAACGAGGAACGGCGUCUCAAGAAUUUGGCUAACGGGCUUCUAGACAACGAAUCAGACGACAGCGACGAUGAGAGCCAGGAAGAGGAGAAUCUUGCAGAAGUGGAAGACGAAGAGCCUAGUAGCAGAACCCGGUUUGAGGCUGGACGCAGUAGAUCUGGGAGAAGAGUCACUAGAUAUCGUCUUUAA